UCUCUACUGGUCCUUGUCUUUCAAAACUCAGAAACAUCGAGUUUGGCUGUCCUACCCUUUGAUGAAGAAAUGGGAGGUGUUAGCUUUGAAAUUAGUAGAAAUUCAGCUUUUGCUAUGCAUUGCUAUGGAAAUUCGUUUUCUUCCGGGGUUACGGUAUCUUGGAGACCCUUUCUUGGUACGUCUUUGGACACUAGAACUGCAAGGAAAUAUCAAGUUUUUCAUGCUCAAAAGCUCAAUUAUGGACCAGCUUGUGCUUCGUCGAAGAGUGUCUUCAACGCUGGGUUGAUUAGUGAUGGUCUGGUUUCAAGUGAAUUAGAGUUUAAGCCAUCAUUCGAUGAUUAUUUGAAGGAAAUGGAUUCUGCCAGAGCGGACAAGGAAAAAUUGUCCUCCAGAAAUGUUAGGGUAAAGAAGCAUGCUGCCAAUACUGAAAACCAAAAGAGGGAAAAGGUUAUGUCGAGGAAACCAAGGUUGGAAGGAGUUGAAAAAAGUACAAAACUUGAAAAGCUGGGAGGACAUGUGGAUAAAACAAAUGAGUUAGGAUUUGCUGAAAAAAAUGGGGCAUUGCAAGUAGUUGAAACAGUCCUGGGAAAAGAAAGCUCCUCCGUAGGUCAUAUUAAGCUCAGACCACGAGGGGCUAAAAGACGUGAACCUGAGUAUGACGGGGAAGAAAGCAAGCUUGAUAGUGCUGUGAAGCAGAAAAAGGAGGCAGAGGUAAUAGAAGACAGGUGGUUGGAAUGCCGGAUUAAUAGAUCAAAACCAGAUUCUGAUGGCAGUUUGUUUAAAAGGGAACGUAGAAGGACAGGCAAUAGCAAAGCUUCACUUAAUCGGAACAGCAACUGUGGCAACACCAUAGAGGUGGAAGUCGGCCACGAAGUACAAUCUUUAAAGAUGGUAGGAGAAAAGGAUGUUACAACCCGCCAAAUAUGCUGCAACUCAAAAGGGAAAAUGCCUAUGAUAAACAAAACUGUUGUUAGCAACAACGGCAUUCACAAUGGACGUGAGAAAAUCUGCACAAAAAAUGAGAACGUGGGGAAAGAAAAUGGGUGGGAAAAUCUCAACUUGAAUGGAAGCAUUAGAUGUUAUGGUUAUGACAACUUGGAGGUGGAAAGAGCAGCAUUUAAGACUUUUGAAGAGUUGAAUGGUGUUGUCAACAAGCCACAGGUUUCGCACAAGGAAACGGAGGAUAGAAUCCAAAGGCUAGCAAAUUCGUUGAAUGGUGCUGAUAUAAAUAUGCCUGAAUGGAUCUUUUCUAAGAUGAUGAGAAGUGCAAAGAUAAAAUUUAAUGAUUAUUCUAUUGUGAGGGUUAUCCAAAGAUUGGGAAAACUAGGAAACUGGCAGCGGGUGAUACAGGUCAUUGAAUGGCUUCAAAGGCGUGAGCGUUUCAAAUCCCACAAGCUAAGGCAUAUAUACACUGCUGCUCUUGAUGCACUUGGAAAGGCAAGGAGACCCAUAGAGGCACUAAAUGUAUUUCACGCGAUGCUGCAACAAUUGUCCACAUACCCUGAUUUGGUAGCUUACCGUAGUAUUGCUGUCACUCUUGGACAAGCAGGGCACAUGAAGGAACUCUUUGAUGUGAUUGACAUCAUGCGGUUGCCACCUAAGAAGAAGUUCAAAGUAGGGGCACUUGGGAACUGGGACCCUAGGCUGGAACCAGAUGUCGUAGUUUAUAAUGCCGUCCUCAACGCUUGUGUUCAGCAGAAACAGUGGGAAGGGGCUUUCUGGGUUUUACAGCAGUUAAAGAAGCAACGUCAACAACCUUCUACUACAACUUCUGGCCUUGUCAUGGAGGUGAUGUUUACAUGUGGCAAGUACGAUCUAGUUCAUGAAUUUUUCAUGAAAGUUCAGAAGUUUUCUAUUCCCAAUGCAUUGACAUAUAGAGUGCAAGAUAUGGAAAGACGAGGAGUUGUAGGUUCUGCUUCUCUUUAUUAUGACCUUGCUCGAUGUCUUUGUGCAGCUGGAAGGUGUGGUGAGGCACUGAUGCAGGUUUUAGGUAUGGGCUUCCAAAAUUUUCCAAUUGGCAAAGGUUGUCCAAAAGCCAUAGAUGCUCUGAAAUAUUGGGACGAUGAUAAAGUGAAUGCAAGAGAAGUAAAGAGGCUAUACGAAAAAGCAUUGUUGUUUGUCUCUAACAUUGGAGAGGAACUAAUGAGCUUGCAAUUAAUGCUACUUGGACAAGGGUCAAGGGAGGAUGAAGGUGAAAAAUCACAAGAGGAGGAAGAUGAUGAUGAAGGGAUAGAUUCUGAGAGAAAGAAUGAAGAUGACAAAACAGAAGAGGAAGGAGAUAAAGAACUUAUUGAUGAGGGGACAACUUUUGAGGGAAAAAAUGAAGAUGACAAAUUUGAAGAGGAAGAACAUAACGAAGAAGGAGCUAAACGAAAAGAAAAGGGCGACAAUGACAAUUCAGAAGAGGAAGAGGAUAAGGAGGAAGUUGUAGGAGGGAAAGAUUCUGAUGAGGAUGAGGGAGGGAAAGGAGAAGAACAAUCAAGUAAACAUCUUAGAAGAUCAAAAAGAGAUAAAAGACCUGCUGUGAAAUCUCCAUGGGUCAGAACUAAUGUUAGAAAGAAGAGAAAAAUGGAUGACAAGGAGCGAUUAUUUGAAAUAUGCACAACACCAUGUGAGGAAGAUGAGGGAGACAAGAUCAUUAUAGAUUUGUAUGGCUACUACUUGACUCAUGUAGAGCUACAAUGUUUUGGUGGAAAAAGAUGGAUUAGUGACAGGGUGAUGUCAAUGGUUGCCCAAACUUUGGCAGUUGAUGACAACAAGGGAGAAAUCUUUCCUGAGUUUGUUAGAUAUAACAUUGCUGAUUAUGAAUUCAUUUUUAGCCCAACUCUUUUCCAUAGUCACUGGUUUUACUUUGUCUUCGAGAUAAAGACCAUGAACUUCUAUAGGAAUUGCUUUUACUCUCUACUUUGUGCAAUUGAGCCACAAUUGUUUGAGGAUGACGUUAGCACAGACAUUAUAUGGGCUAAAGUUCAUGUGCAAAUUGAUACGUACAAGAAGCUGUUGACUACAUGGCGUUAG
Prosopis cineraria is the source of this 3018-nucleotide messenger RNA. RefSeq names its product pentatricopeptide repeat-containing protein At1g30610, chloroplastic-like. Gene Ontology annotation, cellular component: chloroplast. Gene Ontology annotation, molecular function: protein binding. Bases 70 to 3018 code for a protein of 982 amino acids. Gene Ontology annotation, biological process: chloroplast organization. The transcript is spliced from 14 exons. NCBI's taxonomy places the organism in Eukaryota, Viridiplantae, Streptophyta, Magnoliopsida, Fabales, Fabaceae. The record is from RefSeq and is a predicted model, not a curated record.